Molecule: messenger RNA, 1116 nt
Organism: Aspergillus bombycis
Lineage: Eukaryota; Fungi; Ascomycota; Eurotiomycetes; Eurotiales; Aspergillaceae
Product: indoleamine 2,3-dioxygenase
Exons: 2
Coding region: 1-1116 (371 amino acids)
Biological process (GO): 'de novo' NAD+ biosynthetic process from L-tryptophan
Cellular component (GO): cytoplasm
Molecular function (GO): indoleamine 2,3-dioxygenase activity; metal ion binding; heme binding
Source: RefSeq, a predicted model, not a curated record
AUGCCGAUUUUGUCGGUACUUCACCUACAGACAGAGCCAGAGUGGCGCAGAGCCUAUGUCCUACUGACAUUCAUGCUUCAUGGUUAUAUAUGGGGAUGUCCAAAUCCAGUAGAGAUCAUCCCACCACCCCUGGCCAUCCCAUUAUUGCAGGUUUCCGCCCAUGUUGAGCUGCGCCCAAUUGCAACUUUUGCCGGAUUAUGUCUGUGGAAUUACAAAGUGAUCGACGCAGAUAAAUGUCACGCAGAUCCUGCAAACCUUCUUAUAGGCUUCACCUUCACUGGAACAGACGACGAGAAAUGGUUUUAUUUGAUAUCAGUGGCUAUUGAAGCAGACGGCGCAAGAGUAGUCUCGCUUAUGACAGAUCUCAUAACUGCAUCGCAGCGGCAGGACAGGGUUGCGGUGAAAAAGGGCCUGGAGUCACUAUGCAAAGCAAUCGGGCAUGUCCGGUUGCUAUUGCUGCGCAUGUACGAGCGGUGUGAUCCGCAUGUAUUCUAUCACCAUCUGCGGCCCUUCUUACACGGUACAAAGAAUGCGGUGAACGUUGGACUUCCACUGGGUGUUAUCUAUAACGAUGGAGCAGGGUCGCAAAGGUAUACACAAUACAGGGGGGGAAGCAAUGCGCAGAGCUCGCUCAUCCAGCUUUUCGAUAUUGUUCUCGGCAUUGAACAUUCUGCAGCCGAACGGGCCUUCUUGCUGGAAAUGCGCGAGUACAUGCCGGGUCCUCAUCGCCGAUUUCUAGAAACAAUCCCUCUCCAUGCGAAUAUGUGCGAAUUUGUGAGGAAACAUCCCUGUGAUGAAGAGCUGAGUGUUGCAUACGCUAGUGCUGUGCGUAUGCUUCGUUCAUUGCGCAACGCACAUUUACGGAUCGUCUCUCGGUAUAUCAUUGUGGAGUCGAAGAAGACAGGGCCGGUAUCGUGCUCCAUUUGCAAUUCUCGAACAAAUACCUCAAAUCCCUUAGAAGCUUUGAAGGAUCCAUGCCUCGAGCGCAGCAGAGAAAAUGAUAUCAGGAAAAGUGGUGGCGUUCUGCGGGGCACCGGUGGAACACCUUUGGUUCAGUUUUUGAAGCGCAUUCGGGAUGAUACGAAUUGUCAAGAGAGCAUGUUACUCGCUCAGUGA